UUCAGUUGUAUUGUUGACAACAGCACGAUUGAGAAUGGCUACAGUUCAUCCGUCUCGGCUUGGCCUGGUGCGAAAUGCAGAGAUCAAACGAGCUGCACCACCAAGCAGGGAAGAAGAGCUGAAGCAAAAGCUGUUGGAUAGACGGAACGGAUCAGCCGCGCAUAAUGGACAUCGGUCAGAUAGGUCGUAUAGGGAUGAUGACGAGAGAUCUCGUGGGGAUCGUAGACGAAGGAAUAGCGAGGAUGAGAUUAGAAGGGAUCGUAUCAGAUGGGAAGACCGUCGUUCUCCCUCACCUCGAGGCUCGCUUCCUCCUCCUCCUCAUCGCCGUCGAUCACGCUCGAGAGAAGAUGGACGAUAUGAAGAUCGUCCUGGGUCUCAUCGCGACAGACAUGAAGACCGUUCGAGGGACACGCACGAGUCAAGUCGGUCUAAAUAUCGAGAUGUCGAUGAUAGAUCCCGUGCGAACAGCUCAGACCCUCGCUCUCGGGAUGAUUCGCGUAGGGCCUCACCCUCGUACAAGCCUUACAAUGGGAACGGCGGUAGUGGCCCACUUCCACCGCCUCCUCCAACUUUGCCCGUCACUGCCUACGGCUAUGGACCCAAUCGAGGAGACCUAGGGCCUCCUCCUCCCUGGCCUGGACCUGGCCAUUCUAAUGGCGGAUCCCCAAUGCGCAUUGGGUUUGACAGACCUCAAGGGAGAGGUGGUGGUAGCGGCGGUGGUGGUGGUGGUGGUUGGAACAACCCUGCUGAUCUGGAAAGACGUCGUAUGGAUAGAGACAACAUGACCCUUUCCGUCUGGCCGCCCUCCCCUAAGCAGCCCUACAAAGAUGACGAUGAACUGGAAGCCGAACACAAGGAAAGACGCAAAGCUAGAAAAUCGAAGUCUAAAAGGUCGAAGCGGAGAUCACGCUAUUCUGACGAGUCUGAUUCCGACACCGACUCUGAAGCUGAACGCCAACGCAGACGUAGACGAAGAAGGAGGGAAAGGGAGAAGCACCGACACGACAGCUCUGACGAUGAUGAUCGAAGGAAACGGGCCCGCUCUUACGACUCGGUUGAUGAAGAACGAGACAGGAGGCGACGGAAAGAUUCUGUGGAAUCAGCGAGGGAAAAAGACCGCAAGCGAGAGAAGGAUGGGGAAAGAAGUGAGGAAGAUGAUCAAUGGGUCGAGAAAGGCGCUGGGAGUACCACCGCCUCUCAAGCUGUUGUCAGCAACUCACCUACGGCCUCGAGGUUUACCGGUAUCAACGACAAGGAUGAAGAUGUUGAAGUUGGACCUCAGGUGCCUGUUGAGAUCAAGGACAAGAUUGACCGCUCGGCCUACUCCCACAUGCUGAAAGGUGAAGGCGAGGCCAUGGCAGCGUUCGCGGCAUCGGGUCAACGAAUUCCUCGACGUGGCGAAAUCGGUCUGGACUCGAGUCAGAUUGAGGCGUUUGAACAAUCUGGUUAUGUCAUGUCUGGAUCUCGACAUGCCAGGAUGAAUGCUGUUCGAUUAAGAAAGGAGAACCAGGUCAUCAACGCAGAGGAGAAACGGGCAAUCCUCAAGAUGCAGAGAGAAGAGAGGUCUAAAAAGGAGGGUGCCAUCAUCGGUCAGUUUAGGGAAAUGCUGGAUGAUAGGCUGGUCCAUGUCCAGAAUCAACAGCGGGACCACAAGGCCGAGAAGGAGUAGUGAGCGGAAAUGGGGAUCUCAG
Kockovaella imperatae is the source of this 1691-nucleotide messenger RNA. RefSeq names its product ras-induced vulval development antagonist-domain-containing protein. Lineage: Eukaryota; Fungi; Basidiomycota; Tremellomycetes; Tremellales; Cuniculitremaceae. The record is from RefSeq and is a predicted model, not a curated record. The transcript is spliced from 4 exons. Gene Ontology annotation, molecular function: chromatin binding. Bases 35 to 1669 code for a protein of 544 amino acids. Gene Ontology annotation, biological process: regulation of gene expression. Gene Ontology annotation, cellular component: nucleus.